Messenger RNA from Stereum hirsutum FP-91666 SS1, 3688 nucleotides. RefSeq lists its product as uncharacterized. The record is from RefSeq and is a predicted model, not a curated record. NCBI's taxonomy places the organism in Eukaryota, Fungi, Basidiomycota, Agaricomycetes, Russulales, Stereaceae. Gene Ontology annotation, cellular component: plasma membrane; cell division site; cytoplasmic side of plasma membrane. Gene Ontology annotation, molecular function: phospholipid binding; protein binding. Gene Ontology annotation, biological process: cytoskeleton organization. The transcript has 5 exons. The coding region runs from base 35 to 3256 and encodes 1073 amino acids.
CGACGCUCACGUCCUUCACGACUUUGACGACAAUAUGUCUGCUCGACGGCAGCCAUCGACGACGUCUCUCUCCAAAUAUGCUAGGGCUUCUUCUCCAGACCCCAAUGCGCGUUCACUGGACUUCUGUAACUCGUUCUGGGGAAUCGCUGACGGCGGUGUUGACGUACUCUUUGCACGCAUGAGGGGCGGAGGGAGGACGACGGAGGAAAUCAGAGGCUUUUGGAAGGAAAGAGCACUUAUCGAGGAGGACUAUGCAAAGCGUCUUGCAAAGCUCUCGAAGCAAGUCGUCGGCAGGGACGAGAUUGGUGAACUCCGAAAUUCGCUCGAAACACUGCGCGCAGAGACAGAGAAACAGUCAAGCUUCCACCUCCAACUCGCCCAACAGAUCAAAAACGAGCUCGAAGCCCCCGCCACCGCCUUCGUCGCGCGACAGACUCAACACCGCAAACAAUUCCAGGCGCAGAUCGAGAAGCAGUUCAAGGUGAAGCAGGCGCAGGAAGCGCACGUCGCUAAGGCUCGGGAGAAGUACGAGCAGGACUGUCUGCGGAUCAACUCGUACACGGCGCAGAGCACGCUCGUGCAGGGCAAGGACCUCGAGAAGCUGCAGAUGAGAUUGGACCGCACGCAGCAGACGGUGCAGGCGAACGAGAGAGAUUUUGCGAAUUUCAGUAGGGCGCUGGCGGACACGGUGGGGAAAUGGGAGCAGGACUGGAAGAUGUUUUGUGAUAGUUGUCAAGAUCUGGAGGAGGAGAGGAUGGAGUUCAUGAAGGAUAACGUAUGGGCUUACGCCAACGCCAUCUCGAUCGUGUGCGUCUCGGAUGAUGAGUCAUGCGAACGUCUCCGGCUCUCACUGGAGCAGUUCGAGCCCGAGAAAGACCAGGAGAACUUCGUCCGCGACUACGGUACCGGAAACUCGAUCCCCGAACCUCCUCAAUUUGUCAACUACUCCCAAGCCGACGGCGCUCCUCUCCCCGGAUCCAACAACAAGAUCACCACCCGACCCGCGAUGUUCGCUCGUUCCACACAGCGUCCCCCUCGAUCUGCGGCGCCACCGAACGCUCCUUCGCCCUCGCAAGAAGAGAUAUCCGAACCGCUGGUGAAUACGGCCGGAAUCGGUGCCCUUGGUCGUAACUCGGUUCCCGAUCCCGGCUUGAAUCGUUCGCAAACGCAGAGCAGAGGGAGCACGAGGGGCCAUCAGUCGACGUAUUCGCAGUCACAAACGAAUGGAGCGAUGACGAACGGACAGUCGUCCUCGAGACCUGGCACCGGUCACGGUGCGAACGAGGCUCCGAACAUGGUCAAUCCCACCACGCACAAGACGAUGCUCAAAGUCGGCGAUAACGCAUACGAAGUCGACCUCUCGAAGGACCCGCAGAGCGGCGGGCGGAAUCAGAACAGGCCGCCUCCGGGGGCUUCGGCGGGCGUGGGCGACGAAUCUGACCCGUUCUAUCAGCAGAUGGCGAACCUGAGGAAUAGCGCUGGUGGUGCUUCGGUCGGUCGGGCUGGAACGCGAAAGGGCACGAUGGACAGUAUGGCUUCGUCCUCCGGUGCCGUCUCACCCUCCAAAGGCCUCGGAAUCGCACCACAGUCGGCUCCUUCGCCCAACCACCACCAUCGUCAAUCGGACUAUCGUAAAUCUGCGGACCUCGUCGUUGGUGCUUAUCCCGGUGGUUCGACUGGCGGCUCGAGCAGACCGGUCUCUCCUGGGAAUAACAAUAACCCUCCAACCGCAUCGUUCAUGAAACCUCCUUCGCCUGUCUCUCGUCCUGCUGUGUUACAGACGUAUGAGCAGAGUUUGCCGGAGGAGAGGGAUAUGAGACGACGGAGCGUUUCAAAUAGUAGGCCGCCUUCGUGGAACGGAGCGCCCCAGCAACAACAACAGCAGCAGCAACAGCAACAGCAGCCUAUGCAGCCUCUGUCGCGACACAGUCAGGAUCUUGUUCAGAGGCCGAUUAGCCAGAAUCUGGACAGACCGGUCAGUAGGGAGGGUCAUGCAGGUAUCGGAGCGAACGGGAGGAGCAGGAGUCCUUCAAUCGGACCGAUGCCUGGGCAGCGUGCGUCUUCGACCAGGAGCGUCAGUCCGUCUCCGAGUGGCGACUUUGGGUACGGUGGUGGCGGAGGUCAGGGAUUGGGCAUUUCACAGGGACAGCAGCAGAGUGGGUUCCAGAGGGCUGUUAGUCCGAACAGCGUCGGGAUCGCAUUGGACCCAACGGGCAAGGUCGCGAUGGACUCGAUGGCCGAUCAGUAUAUGGCACAACAGCGUCAACAGCGCGAACAGCAGCAUCUGCAGCAACAGAGGGUUUCGCCUCCGUUCCAGUCACAGCAACAGCUUCCACCGUCACAUUCGUACCAACAGCAGCAGCAACAACAACUUCCGCAACCACAGCAACAGCUCGCUCUCCCCGGUCCCGUUCAGAGCGCGAAUGCAGUCCAGAGGAGACAAAGCAUGCAGAGGCAGACUUCGGUCAAUUACGGACAACAGCAACAGCCACCGCCUUCUCAGUCGGCUGGCGGAUACGGGAGCGCCGUCGUUCAGCAGAGGCAGAGUCAUGGGUUCGGCUCGCAAGGGGGACAGCAGCCUUCGUAUAUGCAACCUCCGCCCGCACAGUCGCCGGUAUACGCUCCCCCGCCAAGUCACCCAUACGCAACCGCUACUUCGCCCGUCGGUCAACCUGUAUUCCAUCCUCCGCCACAACAGCAACAACCACAACCACAGGCACAGCAGCCGUACUCGAACGGCCUGGGACUGCAGAGAGGACAGUCGAUGUCCGUUUCGCCUGGUCCUGGAAGCGAUUAUUAUUCGAGCGCUCAGCAGCAACAGCAGCGACCGGCGCACCACAGCUAUGGGUCGUCACAGUCGGGGUACGGUGGUCCUCCGGGCGGUGGGUAUGGUGGUGGGAGGGCGAUCAGUCCGGGGCCAAUGCAGAUGCAAGGGCAGGGGCUGCAUCAUAUGCAGAGGAGUCCGUCGCCGCAGCCGCAGCCUAUUGCGUUGAGGCAGCCGGAGCAUCAGCAGAAGAGUGUGAUGCCGCCUCCGACGAGGCAGUAUACGGAGGAUGGGAGGGGCGUGUUGUUCUAUGUCCAGGCUUUGUACGACUACACAGCGACGAUUCCGGAGGAGUUCUCGUUCCAGGCUGGAGAUGUCAUCGCGGUUACGUCUACGCCAGAGGAUGGGUGGUGGAGUGGCGAGUUGAUGGAUGAGGCAAGAAGGGUGCCUGGGAAACACAUCUUCCCGAGCAACUUUGUCAAGUUGUUCUGAGUAUGUAGCCGCCUAGCUCUUUGCACACUCACGCUCGUCUGUCCUCCCGUCCUGUCUUUGUUCUCGCCUUGGCCACGUUCUCGCUAUCUCAUUUUGAUCUGAGUCUGUUUGUUUUUGUUCAUGUUCCUGCGGCUCGUAUGUCCGUUUGUUUCCUCCCGUGCUUCCUCUUUUCAUACUUAUUUAUCAAUUCACCAUACUGAUUGUUUUCCCUCCCAUGUCUGUUUCAAAUCUUGUUGUUGGCUUGCCGAAUUUGAACAGACUCGUCUCUAGCUCUCGAUGUCAACGGUCUAUGCCCUCUCUCAUUCCCUCAGUCUCCCUUCUCCUAUCCUCUCCGGAAGGACCUAUAUAUCUAAUGAUGGAGCCUUCCUAUCUUUACUCGCUCCGACUGUGAUUGCCUGUUUUUGUCUCCAUCAGCCUGUCUCUCAUUUCUCC